AACCGGAAAUAUACGAAGGGGAAUCACUAGCAUAGAAGUGGUUCCUUUCUUUUCCUGGAAGAAAAGGAGAGAAGACGAAAACGAAGUGGUUCGGGGCUCUCUCUUUCUCAAGAAGCUCUGUGCCUGCCUCUUCUUCUUGGGGCAGUUAGUAGUGAUUUCUCAUACUAAAUCGCCAUGGCUGCUCUUCAGUAUCUCGAAUCUCAGCGUAACGCGCAGCCGGAGCUCGCCGAUUGGUACAAUACAUUGGCGGAUUUGUACCAGAGGAAGCUCUGGCACCAGCUCACUCUCAAGCUUGAGCAGUUCGUUGCCCUAGCUGUAUUUCAGGCAGGUGAUGCUUUAAUACAGUUAUAUCAUAAUUUCAUCACCGACUUUGAGACAAAGAUCAAUCUGCUCAAGCUUGCACAUUUCUCUGUCAUAGUUUCUCGGCAAUAUGCAGAGAAAGAAUCUGCCAUUGGUUAUCUUGAAGGUGUAAUUGAAAAGCUUCGUGCCACUAAGGAGUUGCGCAUAGAGGAGCCAAUCCUUUAUGUCAAGAUGCAGAUAGCUGCAUUCAAGCUUGAGCAAGGAGAUCAAAAAGAGUGCAAGAAACUCUUGGAAGAUGGGAAGAGUACGCUUGAUAGCAUGACUGAUAUUGAUCCAUCAGUAUAUGCAAGCUAUUACUGGGUUUCUUCACAGUACCACAAGUCUCGCCAAGAAUUUGCGGAAUUUUACAAAAAUGCUCUUCUUUAUCUGGCAUACACAUCAGUGGAGUCACUGUCAGAGUCAUUCAAGCUGGAUUUGGCAUUUGAUUUGUCCCUCUCUGCCUUGCUUGGAGAUAAUAUCUACAAUUUCGGGGAAUUGCUAGCUCAUCCAAUUAUAAAAUGUUUAUUGGGGACAAAGGUAGAAUGGCUAUACUAUAUUCUCCAGGCAUUCAACUCUGGUGAUUUAGUUCGCUAUCAAGAACUCUGUCAUGUUCAUAAAGCUGCAUUGAGUGCUCAGCCAGCAUUGGUAGAGAAUGAGAAGAAGUUAUUGGAAAAGAUCAACAUUCUCUGCUUGAUGGAAAUAAUAUUCAGUCGUCCUUCAGAAGAUCGAACUAUUCCAUUAAGUGUCAUCGCAGAGCGUACAAAACUUUCAAUAGAGGAUGUGGAGUAUCUUCUCAUGAAGAGCCUUUCUGUUCAUCUUAUCGAGGGGAUAAUUGAUCAAGUUGAGGGAACAGUUCAUGUUUCGUGGGUUCAACCAAGAGUUCUGGGUAUACCACAUAUCAAAUCGUUGUGUGACCGCCUGGACAAUUGGUUAGAGAAAGUACACACUGCUUUGUUAUCGGUUGAGGCAGAAACACCUGACCUAGUUGCAUCUUGAAUUUUUGUUUAUUGAUCUCCCUUUUCCCUGCUCUCUGUAUCAAUCUGUGACACCAAGGGGAAAAAAAAAAGGAAAAGACUGUUAGCCGCUCAAAGGAUUGUGAUACCGUUGGCAUUUUUAUUUUUGCCUAAUCUUUCUUGAAUCUUUUUUUUUUUUUUUUCCCGGCAAGAGCCAAUCCUGUGUUUUUAUUUUUUAAUUCUUAAAAUUGUUUGGAUCUAUUGACAGUAAACUUGGAAUGAUUAAUUCUUCA
Macadamia integrifolia is the source of this 1585-nucleotide messenger RNA. RefSeq names its product 26S proteasome non-ATPase regulatory subunit 13 homolog B-like. The transcript has 6 exons. Gene Ontology annotation, biological process: ubiquitin-dependent protein catabolic process. Lineage: Eukaryota; Viridiplantae; Streptophyta; Magnoliopsida; Proteales; Proteaceae. Gene Ontology annotation, molecular function: structural molecule activity. The record is from RefSeq and is a predicted model, not a curated record. Bases 175 to 1335 code for a protein of 386 amino acids. Gene Ontology annotation, cellular component: proteasome regulatory particle, lid subcomplex; cytosol; nucleus.